Molecule: messenger RNA, 3022 nt
Organism: Ceratotherium simum simum (southern white rhinoceros)
Lineage: Eukaryota; Metazoa; Chordata; Mammalia; Perissodactyla; Rhinocerotidae
Source: RefSeq, a predicted model, not a curated record
AGCAGCCUGUCCUGAAUGCUCCACCAGCCACUGUGAGCACAGCUGGAUCUGCCGACUGCACGCGCAGAAGUCUUAGAGGCUGCUCUGGCCUUGAAAACGAUCCUUCUUAAAGGGAUUUUACUCCUUCCUUGAGGGAAAGGAAACCCAUUGAUAUAAAGCCCUACUUCCCUCCUGGCUUCCUCUGCUGGAUGCCACUCAGGUAGAUACCAAGUGUUGAUAAAUACAGGGGAAAGAAAAAAUCAACUCUGUCCUCUGCUGCAGCUGAACUCCCAGCCACCUCCUGCGAUCUGCUUGCUCACAAUCAAGGGACACAGGUGCAGCAGACGCUGGUUCAGCAGUGCCAUCAAGAAUUACAAAGAAAGAAGAAACUGGGAAGCUAUGGGCAGGGCACGCAGGCCUUCACCAGGGCAGCACAGGCAUUGUGAGAGAUGCUUUAACCGUCACUGCCACAUGCCUGUGGAGCCCAACGUCUCCUGCCUGGUGAUAAAUUGCCACCUGUCCUGUGGCGCUACCUUCCACAUGUGCAAAGAGGCAGAACAUGAGCUUCUCUGUCCCUUAGAGCAGGUUCCGUGUCUCAACUCUGAAUAUGGCUGCCCCCUUUCCAUGUCCCGCCACAAACUGGCCAAGCACCUGCAAGUGUGCCCUGCCAGUGUGGUCUGCUGCUCUAUGGAGUGGAACCGCUGGCCAAACGUGGACUCUGAAACAACCCUUCAUGAGAACAUCAUGAAAGAGACUCCCAGUGAGGAGUGUUUGGACACAGCCCUGGCCCUCCAGGACCAGAAAGUCCUUUUCAGAUCUUUGAAAAUGGUAGAACUUUUCCCAGAAACUAAAGAGCCCACUGAGGAGGAACCUACUAUGAAUGGUGAAGCCAGCUGGGAGGAAAUGGAAGGAGCAGUAGGUGGAGCAGAUGCCGGGUUGGUAUCAAACGGCGCUCUGUCAGCCACUAACGGAGAGAUGGUGGAGCUGAGUCAAGAAGAACGAGAGACGUUAGCCAAAACCAAAGAAGGGAUGGACCUGGCCAAGUUUGACAAGUGGGAAAAUAUGUUCAGCAAAGAGCAUGCAGCCUCUGCUUUAACAAGCUCAUCAGUGAGCUGUGAGAGCAAGAGCAGGAACGGCCCAGGGAAAGAACAGAUGUCCAGUGGCAAUAACAUGGUAAAAGAGGAUACUGCCAAUGAGAAAGAACCACAGGAAAACCAGAAGCAGCAGAACUCUCACGGAGCCAUGGAAACGACAGGGCUUGCCCCUUGGCAGGAUGGUGUUCUGGAAAGACUGAAAACAGCUAUGGAUGCAAAGGACUAUAAUAUGUAUUUGGUGCACAACGGGAGGAUGCUUAUUCACUUUGGUCAGAUGCCUGCUUGUACGCCUAAGGAGAGAGACUUUGUUUAUGGCAAGCUAGAAGCUCAGGAAGUGAAGACUGUUUACACCUUCAAAGUUCCUGUGAGCUACUGUGGGAAGCGGGCUCGCAUUGGAGACGCCAUGUUGAGUUGUAGGCCAAGUGAACACAAGGCAGUAGAUACUUCAGAUUUGGGGAUCACUGUGGAGGACCUGCCCAAAUCAGAUCUUGUCAAGACCACCCUCCUGUGUGCUUUGGAAAGAGAACUCAAAGGUCACGUCAUCUCCGAAUCCAGGAGCAUUGAUGGGCUGUUCAUGGAUUUUGCUACACAGACAUACAAUUUUGAGCCAGAGCAGUUUUCCUCUGGGACGGUGCUGGCUGACCUCCUAACCACUGCCAAACCAGGCGGGCUCCAUGUGGAGCUCCACAGUGAGUCUGUGACCAGGAGACACAACAAGAGCAGCUCUGCCUUCACUUUCACUUGCAACAAAUUCUUCAGGAGGGAUGAAUUCCCCCUGCAUUUCAAGAAUGUCCACACAGAUAUUCAGUCAUGUCUCAAUGGCUGGUUCCAGCAUCGAUGCCCCCUCGCCUACUUGGGAUGUACAUUUAUUCAAAACCAUUUCCGUCCCCCAGGGCAAAAGGCAAAAGUGAUCUAUAGUCAAGAGCUCAAGACUUUUGCUAUCAAGCCGGAGGUUGCUUCAGAGCUCAGUGAGGGAAGGAAGAACAACCACCUCUCAGGCCAUGGAAGAAAAAGCCAGAAUUCUCUGACCAGCCUGCCCCUGGAGAUUUUGCAGUACAUUGCUGGGUUCUUGGACAGCAUCAGCCUGUCCCAGCUCUCCCAGGUGUCCGUGCUGAUGAAGAACAUCUGUGCCACUUUGUUACAAGAGAGGGGGAUGGUCCUCCUGCAAUGGAAGAAGAAGAAGUAUUCCAACGGAGGCACCUCCUGGAAAGUCCACAGAGAGAUCUGGCAAUUCAGCAGCCUCUUCUCCAAAGUCAAGAGCUGGGAGUUUAAUGAAGUUGCCUCCAUGUCCGAGCACCUGAAGUCCUGUCCUUUCAACGUUGUAGAGCACAAGACUGACCCGAUUCUUUUGACCAGCAUGUGUCAGCCCCGCGAGCAGGCCCGAGAGAGCUUAGUCACCACCUUUAGAGCCAGAGCACGAGGGAGACACGCCUACUGAAGAUUCAGACGCCGCCAUUCUUGGAUUCCCCCUCAGAGUUUCUAAAAAUAGGGCAGAGCGUGAUUUUGAGGACUUCCCUCUAUAAACUGCAUAUGUGCCUAUCUGGGUGUAUUGGAACAUGCAAUGUCCUUCAGAAUCUGAGCAGCUGCACAAGGUCUAAGAAUUUUGUAAGCCAUGGCUUGUACGAUUGCUAUAGUGCCUUAUUGAUAACUUUUUUUUCUAAAGUAAAUCAGAGGAGAAAAUAAGUAACUUGAGGCUACUUGGAAGAUAGGCUCAAGUCCUUAGGAGAUGAGAGAGCAGUGAAAUUCCAUAACCAGCACAGGCCUGUGCUUUUGUGGAGAGCUUUUCAGUUUAUAAGCACUUUCAAAUUUAUAAGGUAGGCAGUGCAGGGAUGGGGACUGAGGUGCCUCCCAGGGCACCCAGGGUGAAGGGCACACAGUUUGACAGUUCUGGAGCUGAGGUUGUCUUGACAGUCAAGUCCAAGGCUUCCUUUAGUGGCCCCACUGCCUCU